Molecule: messenger RNA, 405 nt
Organism: Botrytis fragariae
Lineage: Eukaryota; Fungi; Ascomycota; Leotiomycetes; Helotiales; Sclerotiniaceae
Exons: 1
Coding region: 1-405 (134 amino acids)
Source: RefSeq, a predicted model, not a curated record
AUGCUCUGUCCUAUCUCUGGAACGAACAACAUGUCAAAACUUGCUUGUUGCACAACCGAUACUUGUCAAGCAUUGCUCUCCACUAAAGAUUACGUCGAACAUUACAUCGUCACAAAUAAAGAGGGGAGUACAACAAAAAUGGCACCAAUUGAGCAUUACAUUGGAACUUCUGAUGGAAAAGAAGUUACAAGUGUUCCUGAUGGAGAGAUGAAAGAUGUGGUUAUUGAGAUUCGCUUGUUUGGCUUUAGAGCAUUAGUGGUGAUCGUGGAGAACUGUGGAGAGGACACUUGUCAGAUGACUCCCAGUUGUGAACAUCGCGGGGUUAAGAUUUCUUUCGCACAGAAAAAUCCUGGUGAUGUUUUGGGGGGGCGCUAUAAGACCACUGAGACUGCCGUUUUCCCUUAA